CGCUGUUGCGGGACUCUUAUUUUGAAGUUCCAUUUGCUCAGCCAAUCAGAUUUCAGCUUGAUGUGACAGGAAGCGAUGACAUGUAAACAAACGCGCUGCUCACCGCGACUGCACCAAACCGCACGACUUUACAGACAGCUUUGACCUCCUCCCUUCACAUCAGUCAUGAGAAAAGCUCUGGGACAAGUUCUGCUCUCAACCGGACUACAGAACCCAAAAUUCACAGCAGAAGAGAAAAAAGCACAAGACUAUGAGAUCCGCACCUACCAUGCCACUAAAUGGAUGAGCACCACUCUGAGCGGGAUGCACUGGGAUGCAGCCAUGAACGCUGGCUUCCGCCGGCUCUUCAGCUACAUUAAAGGCAACAACCACAACAAGGUGGAAGUGGAGAUGACGGCCCCUGUGACAUGCCGCGUGGACCCUGGAGCCGGACCUACAUGUGAAUCUCAGUUCACUGUAUCCUUCUACAUCCCAGAGGAGCAUCAGGACAAUCCACCGUCACCGAGCGAUCCGGAGGUGUUUGUGGAGCACAGGAAAGAGUUCACAGCUUACGUAAGGACAUUCGGUGGUUUUGCCAAUGAAAAAAUGAAGCGUGAGGAGCUCCUGAAACUCAUCGAGAGCCUGCAGAGGGAUGGAGUCCAAUACGUCGACAAGCCGUUCUACGCAGCCGGCUAUGACAGUCCCUUCAAACUCAUCAACCGCAGGAACGAGGUCUGGGUCCUCAAGAAGGAGCAGGAGUAGGAAGUUUCCAGGUCAUGCAACACUCUGCCCGCUACAGCUGUCCUAUUUUAGAGGAAGAAAUUUACAUGAUCAUUUUAUAACACCUAGCACAGCACUUACUAAUGUCCAAAGGGAAAAAAAAUCAUAGCUAUUAUGAAUGUAUGAUGAACAAAAUGGAAUUUUUAAAGGUCGUACUGACAUUUUUUCAUGUCUAAUUGUGUCUUUUGAUGUAUUUGCUUUGACUAAAAGUAACUGGAUAUACACGCACUGAAAGUCAUGAGAAAGGGACCAAGCUAAUCAUAACAAGAGCUCUGGGAAGUCAUAAACAAAAAAGCCAUAAAAAAAACAGGAUACAGUGAAACCUUAAUUCCAACAGAUGGAGCCAAGUAGUCAGAAAAUAGUCUUUUGUUUAGUGCAUUUUAUCAUGACAAAAAAAGUGCCUCAUCAUUUUUUAAUAAGUUUUUUAAAUAUACACUGAAUUGCUAAUUGCUAUUCAUUCAUGAUUUUUUUAACAGUGAACAUUUAUCCACCUGGAUCCUAUUUUCCAAUGUCUUUGUGUCUUACUGUCCAAUGGGAACCACAGUUUUUGAAACUGGUCCAGUAUUGAGCGAGAGGGCUGCAACAGGCAGCCGCGAGGCUGGCUGUUUCAGUGUAAGCACUCGGAGCAUACACACGCCCUCAAUGUACAUCCACUGAAAGUGCUUGUUUUGCCACU
This is a messenger RNA of Plectropomus leopardus (leopard coralgrouper), 1435 nucleotides long. RefSeq names its product heme binding protein 2 (gene hebp2). The record is from RefSeq and is a predicted model, not a curated record. NCBI's taxonomy places the organism in Eukaryota, Metazoa, Chordata, Actinopteri, Perciformes, Serranidae. Gene Ontology annotation, cellular component: cytoplasm. Gene Ontology annotation, molecular function: heme binding.